Molecule: messenger RNA, 879 nt
Organism: Penicillium nucicola
Lineage: Eukaryota; Fungi; Ascomycota; Eurotiomycetes; Eurotiales; Aspergillaceae
Product: ferric reductase-like transmembrane domain-containing protein
Exons: 2
Coding region: 1-879 (292 amino acids)
Source: RefSeq, a predicted model, not a curated record
AUGCCGUCGUCGUGGCCCUGGCAUUUUGUUUCCCUCUCCGAAUCCGACAAGCUACAUCGCCGGGACCUUAUUGAUCUUCGAGGACAGUAUGCACAAUGGUCUAUCGCUGUAGUCAUUGUCGCAGUACGCGUCAUCCGGACUCUGACAACGGCCUCGGGAAAGGCAUCAAAGCCAGCCCGUGGGCAACUUUUGUGGUGGGACCGCCCACUUGUUUCCGGGUGGAUAGAAACUCGACGGCAGUAUUUUAUCUGCGGACUCUGGCUAUCAUGGCUUCUGAGCCUUUCGAUUUGGAACAGUGGAGAUGACUAUCUUCAUUUGACUAAAGCAUUAGGUCAUGUCGGCCUGUCCCAGAUUCCUAUACAAGUCUUGAUGUCUCCAGCGGCAUAUAUCUCAACUACGAAACCAGGAGCUUCGUCUUUGUGCGCGGUGUUGACUGGGAUCUCUCAACGAACUUUGACACCUUAUCACCGUCUCUUCGGUCGAAUGGUGAUCUCGUCUCUUCUCCUCGCUCAUGCUUCGCUGUAUAUGAGCUUUUUUGUGCAGAACAGUCAUCCCGAAUUUGGUCUCUUGGUCUUCAAACGAGUCCGUGACUUUGAUGUGCAAUGUGGCCUGCUUGCGAUCUUCUCAGUAGUGUCCCUCUUCCUCUUUGCACGACCUCGUGGAGCUAAGCAGAAUGGAUUCCAAGGUUGGCUAAUGCAAGGUCCCGUCCAAGAACGCAGGCGCAUGUUCUACCUCUACCAUGUCCUUUUGGUCGUGGUGUUGUGUGGUGCCGCCUACUUCCAUGUCCAGCAGGCGCAAAAGUACAUGACCCAGACUUUUGUGGCCUCAAUACUCAAUGGAGUCUGUUCAUGGGCCGUGGUACAAUGGGGAGGUCGAUAA